Messenger RNA from Cladocopium goreaui, 1108 nucleotides. The record is from the annotation of a GenBank genome assembly. Lineage: Eukaryota; Dinophyceae; Suessiales; Symbiodiniaceae.
ACAUGGCUUGCUGCCAUGGGAGCAGCCCUGCAAGCAACAAAGAGGCUUGCAGCCAGCCUCUGUCUUUGCGCAGCGACCUGCAGAGAGGGGCCACGGCCGCAGAUCGCCAAGAUCCUGGUCGAUGAGCUUUUCCUCGGGAAUGAUCCAAUGACGAUCUUCGAAGAGGAGGAUUUGGUUGUGGAUAAGGGCAUGACCCAUGUGUCGGCCAAAGAUGUAGACAUGGUGUUGGCGGUUGCCCCACAACCAGUCACUUUCUGGUUGGAGCUGGGAUCCUUUGAGGGUGGCUCCGCCAUCUUGGCAAGUGAACAAAUCCUACUGCACGGUCUCAACACUUCAGUGGUUGCAGUGGAUACCUUUCUGGGUGACCAUCGAGUUCUGUGGGAACGUAGCCCGGAGGAGAGGCAGCAUCUCUUACGGCCAGAUGCCACGAUCUCUUUGUUCAAUCGCUUCAGAACAAACGUGCGACGUGCCGGUUUGCAAUCUUGUGUUUUGCCGCUUCCAGCCACGUCUGUUGUGGCACUGAAAUUGGUGCAUUCCUUGGCCAAAAGGCAGAUUACACCGUUGCCAGAAGUCAUCUACCUGGACUCUGCCCACGAGGAAGGUGAAGUACUGCUGGAGCUUAACCUCGCAUGGAAAGCCUUGGCCCCUGGCGGAGUUCUCUUUGGAGAUGACUGGCUUCUUCCAGAGGAUGAUGAAGAUGGCACCUAUUUAGAGGGAGCCACUCACCGUGAUGUCCUCCGAUUUUCCGCUUUGGUUGAGGAUCAGCUCGAUGAUGAUUGGGGUCUGAAGAUCCAGUCUCUUCGAACCUUAGGUCGAGUGCGACCUGGACUUUUUGUAUCUUACAACUCUUUCCAGUGGUUCAUGAAGAAGUUGCCCAAUGCGGACAGCUCUACAGGCGAACACCUUCGCGCGAGUAAUCCUGGAUAUGUUUGUUGGAGCGAGGGCUUCCGCAAGGAGGACUGCUGUGAUGAGGAAAGGUUUGGACCUGGGGGAAAUCCAAAAUGCUGGGACCUGGUGUUCACACAAGACCGUUGUUGUAAAUGAUGCAAAAUGUACAUAAAGUCGAAUAACGUAUAUAAUAAGUGUAAAGAUAAUUGAUGAAGAUGAA